AUGAUGCGACGUUCUCAAAGGCAUUCAUGUUCCGCUUUACCACCAAUGAAUAAUAGUAGCAACAACAGUAGCAGCAGUAGCAGUAGAGAUAAUACUGAUAAAACAGAUAGAUCAUUUCGAAGACGCCGAACUACAUCAUUUGGCAAAUUAUCACAGUUUUUGCAAACUGGCAGCAUUCUUGGUGAUUCAGGAUCAGUUCAAUCAGCAUUGCUAGAUUUAUCCACUACAGGAAAAUUAAUGACAAAAAUUGCUGAGUCACAACGUCGUGCUGUGGAAUCAUUGGCUACAUGGGCGCAUAAUGCAGGUAAUGCAGCAAUUGAUGAUGUUAUGCAGCAAACUAGAGAAUUAUAUGAAAUAUUCACUGAUAAAGAAUUGCAGUUUGCUCGCCAAUAUAUGCAUUAUGUGCAGCAACUGCAAAAAAUAGCGGAUGCAGAGCGAGCGGUAAAAGACGCAAAAGAAAAUGUGAUAGAUUUGGAAGAAAAAGAAAAGAAGUUAAAACGUGAAAUUGGAAAAGGCGUUUCGUUCUUCAGACAACGUCGUGGUGGUGACAUUUAUUUGCUGAAGCAGAAACUUGAAGAGGUUAAAGCUUCGAGGGAACGAUCUGAGCAAAUUUUAUCCGAUCUUCGAGCUGAAAUGGAAGUUGUAAAAAUGUUCAGAUUUAGGAAUGGUAUGCAGGGUAUAGCGGAUGCUUAUCAAGAUUUUGCACGGAGUUGUCAGGCUAUUUUUAGUUGUCAACGUGAAAUAAUUGAAAUGGUACCGGCAGUAUCAAAUCAAGAUGUGCGCCAUAUGAUUUACCGUGGAUCUCCAGUAACUCGAGAUCGCGUAGAGAAUUUGAGAAGAUCUUUGGAACAUGGCUUAACAGUGUCAGAAAAUAAUUCAUGGCCUAACAUCACAGUAUCAGUGCCAAGACGACGUAGUGAACCGAAAUUUCAUGUUUAUCAAUCAUACAACAGUUCUCCUCCACCACCAUAUGCUGCUGCAUCUAGAAAUAUAUCACUUCCAGAAUAUCAGACUGAAGCUAUUAAUUAUCAAGUAGAAAACGCUGAACUUCAAACAUGCUCUCAUUGUGGACAGUCUGUUCAACAUUUACCGAAUUCAAAUCUAAAACAUACUGUUGUAACUGGCAAUGUUAUGUGA
Messenger RNA from Brugia malayi, 1137 nucleotides. RefSeq lists its product as uncharacterized. Lineage: Eukaryota; Metazoa; Nematoda; Chromadorea; Rhabditida; Onchocercidae. Bases 1 to 1137 code for a protein of 378 amino acids. The transcript has 9 exons. The record is from RefSeq and is a predicted model, not a curated record.